UGUGGGCGGCGGGGCCGUGACGUCACUGGCGGAGUGGAAUGGCCGAUGUGUCUGAGGUAACUCUGGACACCAUGAAGAGCUUCCAGUCCCGAUAUGAGAAGAUCGACCGGGAGCAGAGCAGAUACCCGUUCUGUAUCGUGUGGACUCCGAUCCCCGGACUGUCAUGGUUCCUGCCGUUUAUUGGUCACAUGGGGAUCUGCACAUCUUCUGGAGUGAUCCGAGACUUCGCAGGUCCAUACUUUGUGUCUGAGGACAACAUGGCAUUUGGAAAGCCAACAAAGUUCUGGAGGUUGGAUAAGAGUAAGGUGUAUGGUGGAGGUGAGAGUGUGUGGGACAUGGCAGUACACAACGCCUCUGAGGAAUAUAAACACAGAAUGCACAAUCUCUGCUGUGAUAAUUGUCACUCUCACGUUGCCAUGGCGCUGAAUCUGAUGCGCUACAACAACAUCACCUCAUGGAACAUGGUCAAGCUGUGUGUCCUGUGUUUCAUCUACAGCAGACACGUCAGUUUUGUGGGAUUCCUGAAGACGUGGUUGCCAUUCCUGAUGAUCUGCGGCAUAAUCGUCACAGUCACACUCGCUUUCAGAGUGGACCACAGCGUCUAACAACCUCACCUCAGUGAGGAGUCACAGCUCACACUGACCAUCAGGGGGCGCUGCAGGGUAAACGCGCGCGCGCGCACACACACACACACACACACAGGGAACACAGUGUCACUGUUGUGUGUGUGUGUGUGUGUGUGUGUGUGUGUGUGUGUGUACAUCAUAUUUAGGGGCUUCCACUGGAACAUCACUGUAAGAUAACAAGGCUGUGUUCAAAACAUUACAACACACACACACACACACACACACACACACACACACACACACACACACACACACACACCCCUAACAGUGACACUGUGUUCCCUGUGUUCACACACACACACACACACACACAGGGUGUAAAUAAAUGAGACUAGCUGUAUUAAACGCACUUCCCUGUACACAGCAUGCUUUCUUUUUCUGGCUCUUGCGUUUGAUUUGGAUUUGAUCUUGUAUGUUUCUAUUCCGUGUGUUUGAGUUUAAAUACAUUGAUCUCUGAA
Molecule: messenger RNA, 1084 nt
Organism: Silurus meridionalis
Lineage: Eukaryota; Metazoa; Chordata; Actinopteri; Siluriformes; Siluridae
Gene: tmem222a
Product: transmembrane protein 222a
Exons: 6
Coding region: 39-605 (188 amino acids)
Source: RefSeq, a predicted model, not a curated record